GCCGCUCCGAAAUCAGCGGACUCUUCGCGGGCGCGCGCGCGGGGUUGCUUUGCGCAAAAGCAACCGCCGGAUGUCGAGUUUCCAUCAUGCGCCGAGUGCGCCAGCCAUGUCCACACUUCAGGAGGAGAAGACUCGCGUGAAGCGGCCGAUGCUUCAAGCGCCGCUGCUGCAGGUGCCUCUGCACCAGGUGCCCACUUCCAGCCCCAUUCAGGCUGUCCGAGCAUCCUACCUGCAGCGAUUGGCGCAGGACCGGCUGGUGCAGGGCGGCUAUGUGCCAGAUCUGAUGCCCAUCCUCACCUGGACUUCGGAAGAUGUGCGCCUCGAUGAAGAGCCCGAAAGGCACACGACCGCUGAAGCUUUGAUCAGCCCCCCAGCUGAGUCACCCACGAAGGGCGGAAGAAAGAGCUUUCUGCGUCCAGGCUCUAUGCGCAGCAGUGUGGUCAACAUCUCCGCGGCCGCCCUGGGCGCCGGCGCGCUGGCGCUGCCCCGCGCCAUGUACUACUCGGGCAUCCUGUGGGGCCCGUUGCUCAUGCUGCUGCUUGCGGCUUUGUCCGUCCUGAGCAUCCGUGUGAUCGUGCAGCUGGUGGAGUUGUCGGGCAAGAACUCCUACGAGGAGAUUGCGAAGGCAGCCUUUGGCCCCUGCUUCGCCCUGCUGCUUGAGGUGAACAUCGUGCUGUUUUGCUUCGGCACAGCGGUGGCCUACAUGAUCACGGUGGGCCAGAUUUCACAGCAGGUUUUGGACGCCGCCUUCGGGCACCUGGCGGACCCUGCACUCAGCAGCUUGAUGGACCCCAACACCGUGCUGAUCCUCACCACGCUGCUGGUCUUGCUGCCACUCUCUCUUUUGGACCGCAUCAACGAUCUGCGCUUCGCAUCCUUCGCGGGCGUGAGCUGCAUCCUGUAUCUGAUCUUCGUGGUGGGCUACGUCUUCGCCUCGCAGCGCAUCAGCCCAACGCUCACUGGCUUCGACGCGCUGCAGCCCAAGGGCGGCAUCACAGGUUGCUUCAAGAUGCUGUCGACGUCCAUCUUCGCAUUUUGCUGCCAGCCCAACGUCCCAUCGAUCUACACGGAGCUGGAGGCAAAGAGCUACAAGCGGAUGCAGAAGGUGUCGGUCCGUGCGAUGCUCCUGUGCUGCUUCGUGUACUUGCUGAUGGGCGUGACUGGCUUCCUGGCCUUCGGAGAACAAACCUUGGGCAACGUCUUGGGCAACUUGCAGCCGCUGCUUUGCAGCCGCGACUGGGUGGUUUGCUCCGGCAUGGCGGCCAUGGCCUUUGCGGUGACGAUGGCCUAUCCCUUGAACAUCUUCCCCAUCCGCUUCUCUUUGGAAACUGCGCUCUUCUACCACAGCCCACACCUUGAUGUUCCUGGCAUGCGGACAGGCAUCGCCGUCGCGGCGGUGACAUCAAGCUUGUGUGUCGCCAUCGCCUUGCCUCAGAUCAACCUGAUCUUCGAGCUGAUCGGAGCCACUACAGGUAGCUUCGUGUGUUUUAUUGGUCCCGGCCUGCUUUUCCAUCGGCUGGUGCCAGGAGACAUCUUCUCCAGACACAAACUCAAGGCUUUGACACUCAUCUUGAUGGGCUUCAUCUUCCUUGUGGUGGGCACAUACAGCAGCGUGCUGGAUGUGAUUGCGCAACUGCAAGCGCCGCCUACCACGCAAGCGCUGUGCAGUGAAUUGGUUUCCGGCGCCGGAAAGGCCUAGAUUUUUUUGGCGACUUUUGCAAGCGGCCGAUCCCACGGACUUCCAACCCAUGCUAGAG
Messenger RNA from Effrenium voratum, 1757 nucleotides. NCBI's taxonomy places the organism in Eukaryota, Dinophyceae, Suessiales, Symbiodiniaceae. The record is from the annotation of a GenBank genome assembly.